Gongylonema pulchrum is the source of this 420-nucleotide messenger RNA. The record is from the annotation of a GenBank genome assembly. NCBI's taxonomy places the organism in Eukaryota, Metazoa, Nematoda, Chromadorea, Rhabditida, Gongylonematidae.
AUGACUCAGUGGUUAUGUGAACUGGCAAAAUUGCCUUCGUUGCAAAAGCUAGUCUGUGAUGUCCGACCCGAAGGUGUUAGCGUUUCCAAAUAUCAGCGACGUGGGACGAUUAUUGCAAAAAUCCCGCAGCUCAGAGUAUUGCAAGGUACGGAUAUCAGCAACGUCGAGCGAAAUUCUGCAGAAAUUCAUUUUCUCGAAGAAUUUGGCCGUUGCCCAAUAGCUGAGGAAAAUCGGGCUGAUGUUGAAAGGUUGCGUAAGUUACACAAUUAUCUGUCAUCGUCCAGAACUAACGAAUACGGCGUUCGAAAACUGAAAUUAUCGCAUAAUGGAAAAACUGUGGAACGCUUAAUUCCGGGAACGAUUACAGUACAGAACCUUUCGACCAUUAUGCGCAAAAUUUUUGGCUUGGGCACUAAAGAA